Messenger RNA from Symbiodinium sp. CCMP2456, 775 nucleotides. Lineage: Eukaryota; Dinophyceae; Suessiales; Symbiodiniaceae. The record is from the annotation of a GenBank genome assembly.
AUGGUCAUGGGCCGCGUUCGGGACAGUUGCAAUGUUGUUUGCCUGGCGGAGAAAGACUCCGUGACCCCUUUUGUGGCGUCCGUGAUAGCUUUUGUGGCUAAUGUGCUUGGCGACCUGCUCCUUUGCCCAAAACAUGGUGCCUUUGGAGCUGCUGUUGCCACGGAUGUGGCAACGUCCGUGGCUGCAGGUUUCACUUUGCAAAGCUUGCGGAACUCCGGUCUCUGGCCAAAGAAGUUUCCGUGUCCGGGCAGGAGAGAAAGCAGGCACUUUGCAAAGUAUGCUUUCAACCUCUUUUUAAGCGCGGUGGCGCUCCUGAUGAUCCUGAUCUCAGAGACGCGCCUGGCCUCAAAGAUGGGUACGACCUCCGGCGCCGCGCACCAGAUUCUCGACGCGAUUUGGCGCAUUGCUGGCCUCUCGCUGAGUUUGCCGAUGGAAUGGGCAGGCCAGACCUUUCUGUCCAAAGACCUCACGGGCGCAGAAUGGAGACACAUUGCUUCAGUGAUUUCGGCUGCGUCGAUGUGCUUCUCCAUCCUGAGCGCAGGAUGCGUGCUGGCCUUCCUGCGCUUUCGUGUGGAUAUGUUCACGAAAGAUCCGCUUGUCCAAGCUGACGUUCUUUACAGCACCCCCAGUGUAGCCCUGUGCUCCGGGCUGAUUGUUCUCUCGCAGACCCUGAUGAGCUACCUGAUCAGUCUCGGCAAGGUGCAUUUCAUUCCGAUCACGGGUGGGAUGCUGGUGGUGCUCUUCACAGCCAGCAGCUACGUGCUGUACCUGAACG